This is a messenger RNA of Melampsora larici-populina 98AG31, 700 nucleotides long. RefSeq lists its product as uncharacterized. Gene Ontology annotation, cellular component: cytosolic small ribosomal subunit; ribosome. Gene Ontology annotation, biological process: maturation of SSU-rRNA from tricistronic rRNA transcript (SSU-rRNA, 5.8S rRNA, LSU-rRNA); ribosomal small subunit assembly; translation. The record is from RefSeq and is a predicted model, not a curated record. The coding region runs from base 114 to 572 and encodes 152 amino acids. The transcript has 3 exons. Lineage: Eukaryota; Fungi; Basidiomycota; Pucciniomycetes; Pucciniales; Melampsoraceae. Gene Ontology annotation, molecular function: structural constituent of ribosome; mRNA 5'-UTR binding; small ribosomal subunit rRNA binding.
UAUCGUCAUAACACACCUCACGCUCGACACGGCCCCUGCUUCCAACGAAGUCAGCCCCAGUUGAGAACCUAUCGCCUGACAGACGAUAAUUAACUUUCUUCGGAUCAUCAAAAAUGCCACCAAAAAAAGGAGUCAAGGUCGUCAAGGAGGAGGCCAACGUAUCCCUCGGACCUCAAGUCCGUGAAGGAGAACUCGUCUUCGGCGUUGCUCACAUCUUCGCGUCUUUCAACGACACCUUCGUCCAUGUUACCGAUCUUUCUGGUCGAGAAACUGUCUCUCGUGUGACUGGUGGAAUGAAGGUCAAGGCCGAUCGUGACGAAAGCUCCCCUUACGCUGCCAUGUUGGCUGCACAGGACGUCGCCGCUCGUUGCAAAGAAGUCGGUAUCACUGCCCUCCACAUCAAACUCAGGGCCACUGGUGGUACUCACACCAAGACCCCCGGCCCCGGUGGUCAAGCUGCUCUCAGGGCUUUGGCUCGUGCUGGCAUGAGGAUUGGACGUAUCGAGGAUGUCACUCCUGUGCCUACCGAUUGUACCCGCAGAAAAGGUGGUCGUCGUGGUCGUCGUCUGUAAAGCUACUUCGUGUUUGGCUAUACUUCCUCAUCCGACUACCCAGCUUGUGUGCAUUGUCCUUGUUGCCACGUAAUUCAUCAUGUCGUCCUCACAUGCAUGCUUGAUAUCCAAACCCUCUCUGCUUUGCA